Cyprinodon variegatus (sheepshead minnow) is the source of this 424-nucleotide messenger RNA. RefSeq names its product hydroxyacyl-CoA dehydrogenase/3-ketoacyl-CoA thiolase/enoyl-CoA hydratase (trifunctional protein), beta subunit. The record is from RefSeq and is a predicted model, not a curated record. The transcript has 5 exons. NCBI's taxonomy places the organism in Eukaryota, Metazoa, Chordata, Actinopteri, Cyprinodontiformes, Cyprinodontidae. The coding region runs from base 122 to 376 and encodes 84 amino acids.
CAAUCGUUUGUUGGGUCCUUCGCCGUGUAAGGGCCAGGCAGUUCUUGUAGUCCUGUGCAGGCUGGGCGAUCAUUCAACAGGGAAGCAGUGGUGUUAAAAAGCAGCACACGUAAAGAUCAUAAUGGCCUCCAUGUUGCUGAAAACAACGCGGACUGGCGCUGUCAGUCCUUCCUGGGCGGUGCGCUCUCUUGUCCGAUCUCUCAGUACAACAACGCAACUCCAGGCUCAAGCUCAAACAAAGAGCAAAAAGACACUGGCUCGUCCUGGGUUGAAGAACAUUGUUCUGGUAGAAGGUGUUCGGACCCCUUUCCUGAUGUCUGGAACCACGUAUGCAGAUCUGAUGCCCCAUGACCUGGCCAGAGCAGCUCUUCAGUAAGUUUGUGAUCGAGUUGACUUUAAUACAAAAUGCAACUUAGAAAAAACU